CUCUCUCUCUCUCUCUCUCUCUCUCUCUCUCCAUAGCCAUGGACUUGAACUAUCUGAUUCACAAAUCAAUGAGUUUGGUCAUCAUCCCUCUAGUUUUGGUCUCUCUAUGUUGGAUCUUACCUCUUCUCUUCCUUUUCAGGCUCAUCUUUUCCUUCUUCCAAUUCUUCUCCCAAGAGAACAUGGCGGGAAAAGUCGUCCUCGUCACAGGCGCCUCCUCAGGAAUCGGAGAGCAAAUGGCUUACGAAUAUGCAAAGAAAGGAGCUUGUUUAGUGAUAGUUGCGAGAAGGAAGAAGAAGCUAGAGGAGGUGGCAGCACAGGCUCGGGAGCUCGGCUCCCCUGAUGUUGUUGUUGUUUGCGGUGAUGUUUCGAAUAUCAAUGAAUGCAAGCAAUUUAUUGACGAAGCUAUCCACCACUUUGGUAGAUUGGAUCAUCUGGUGAAUAAUGCUGGAGUUACUGGCGGCUACCCAUUUGAAGAGAUCACAGAUAUUACAAAAUUUGCACUUCUAAUGGAUGUGAACUUCUGGGGCACUGUUUAUCCAACUUAUUUUGCAAUUCCUCACCUCAGGAAGACCAAGGGCAAGAUUUUUGUUAACUCAUCUUCUUGUGCAUUUCUGCAGCCACCAAGAUUGAGUUUCUACAGUGCAAGUAAAGCAGCAUUAAUAGGCUUCUUUGAGGCACUGAGAAUUGAGCUGGCUCCUUCAGUCACCAUAACAAUUGCCACUCUUGGUAUAAUAGAUUCCGAGAUGUCCCGGGGAAAAAUCUUAUCCAAGGAUGGAGAACUCAUACUAUCCCCAGAAAACAGCAAAGGUGUUUUUGAGGGAUUCCCAGUGAUGAACACUGAGCCAGCUACUAAGUCCAUUGUCGAUAGUAUCUGCCGAGGAGAAAGGUAUGUGACUGAGCCACAAUGGUACGGAGCGAUCCAUCUGCUCAAAAAUGGAUCAUGUACUUUAAGAAGAAAUCGAGCUUUGCAGAAAAAGCAGACUGAGAAUGCAUUUGGCAAUGUUUCUAAUGGGUCUUAAGUCCAGUGGUGUUUCAAUUUAGCAAGGUGUGCUCAGUGCUAAACUUCCUUAUGUGUCAUGGAUGUAGCUUUAAAGUAUUGUCUGCUGUGUGUUUCCAAAACAUGUUCUGUAUGUUCUUUGGAUCUGUUCCUUCUGAAAAUCAAGAGAAUAAACGGUUGAGUACUAUCACAGGUUGGAAAACUUA
This is a messenger RNA of Vitis riparia (riverbank grape), 1203 nucleotides long. RefSeq names its product 11-beta-hydroxysteroid dehydrogenase 1A-like. Lineage: Eukaryota; Viridiplantae; Streptophyta; Magnoliopsida; Vitales; Vitaceae. The record is from RefSeq and is a predicted model, not a curated record. Bases 39 to 1019 code for a protein of 326 amino acids. Gene Ontology annotation, molecular function: oxidoreductase activity. The transcript has 6 exons.